AUGGACCAACAGCAUGGCUACCAGCCCCAACCGGACAUGCAGUCACACCAACCCCCUCCGCCACAAGGCGAGUGGGAGAGCAGCCUCAUGGACUGCACCCCCUGCAGCUCCUGCUGCCUGAGCUUCUGCUGCCCCUGCAUCCUGAUGGGCAAGACGACGGCGCGGCUCGACGACCCGUCCCUGCGCGAUUACAGCUGCGUCAACGCCGACUGCCUCAUCAUGACGGGCGUCACCUUCCUGGGCGUCGGCUGCCUCUGGAUCACCAUCAAGCGCAUGGAGAUCCGGAAGCGUUUCGGCAUCGCCGGCUCCGGCCUCGGAGACUGCUGCAUCUCGUUCUGGUGCGGCUGCUGCGCCGUCAUCCAGCACGACAACGAGGCCCGCAGGCGCCUGGGCGAGCCUGGGAAGGAUGUUCAGUUCGCUCAGGGCUAUCAGCAGAAUCCCGGCAUGGUUAUGCCCAAGUAA
Pyricularia pennisetigena is the source of this 462-nucleotide messenger RNA. RefSeq lists its product as uncharacterized. Lineage: Eukaryota; Fungi; Ascomycota; Sordariomycetes; Magnaporthales; Pyriculariaceae. The transcript has 2 exons. The record is from RefSeq and is a predicted model, not a curated record. The coding region runs from base 1 to 462 and encodes 153 amino acids.